CAAAGUCCACCUGCACCGACUCGCACUACAAACCCUGAGGUGCACGUCUGCAGAAGUUUACACGUCCCAGCGCUCCACAGCAGGUAGAAUGGAACAAGUCAAUGAGUACCUUUGCAAAUAUAAAGGCUUCAUUUUUGCAGCUGGAAUGACGACAGCAGAACACAUCGAUUCUCUUCAGACCUUCCAAAUACGAGACAGCGACGUUUUUUUGGUGACGUACCCAAAGUCAGGUACAAUAUGGACUCAGAACAUCAUCACGCUAAUCUGUGAGUCAGAUUACAAGCAGGGCAACGAAUUUCCCAACAGUUAUGAGACAAUGCCAUGGCUCGAGUUUCCUAAGGGUCACUCUGAUUAUUCUUCACGACCGUCUCCUCGCCUCUUUGUUUCUCACCUCACGCCCAGGCUCAUGCCUCCCGGCCUGAAGGACAAAAAGGCUAAAAUUGUGUAUGUGAUGAGGAACCCUAAAGACAACGUGGUGUCUUAUUUCCAUUUCUGCCACGCAUGGUCCGGGCUGGAGACCCCUAAGAGCUUUGAGGAGUUUCUGCAGCAGUAUCUGGCUGGAGAUGUUGGUGGAUCGUCGUGGUUCGAUCACGUCCGUGAGUGGCACACACACCGGGACGAGUACAGCAUCCUGUUCCUGAAAUAUGAAGACAUGAUCAUGGAUCUGAGGUCAGCUGUGGAGAAGAUCAGCAGGUUCUUGGGGCGAGAUCUGAGUGAAGAUGCUCUGCAUCGUGUUGUGGAGAAAGCAACCUUCAAGAACAUGAAGAAGGACCCAAAAGCAAACUACGAGUUUCUUCCAGAAGAUCUUCUAACGAAGGGCCAGUUCAUGCGCAAAGGGAUAUUUGGAGACUGGAAGAACACCUUCACCGUGGCCCAGAACGAGAUGUUUGACCAGAUCUAUCAGGAGAGGAUGAAGGAUCUGCCAUUUCAAUUCACAUGGGAAUAAAAACAAUGAGAACAGAACCACAACAAUGAUCACCUCCCAUGAGAAUAUGAAUUUACUGAAGCAGCAACAAAAUGACAAAAUCACACCAGCAAUUAUCAGGGAAUAUUUGUGCAUAUGGCUGUGAGCUGUGAGCGAGUUCGCAAACUGAGAUCCUGCCAAAACAAAACAUUUCCUUCAUCACCAUCAACCUGCAAAGCUGCUAUUCAUUCAUGCCUUCCAGGAUUACAACACCAAAUCAAUUAGCAUUUACUUCUCUGGCUGACGCUUUUAUCACUAAUAAAAUCCAAUCACUGAGCUGUUUUUCACCACACAAGCGCUAGAUGAAGUGUCACUCCUUACAAAGCAAUUCAAAUUGAAAUAAAAAUUCUUUCUGUGUUCAAAAUAUAAACAAAAUCACGUGAUUGUGGUGUUGCUGUAAUAUUCACUUGAGUUAGAAUGAAUACUGUUGAUUAUUUAAUUAUUCUGAUUAGUUGAUUACUAAAGAACAACACAUCCAUUCUUUUUAUCCAUUUAUAGUUGCAUUUAAUGUUAAUGAAACAAGUUAGUUCCUGUUGACACUUACGUUAUAGCAGCUAUAAACAGUUGUUUCCUCACCAGCUUCUCUUUAUUCUCUCUCUUGAAGGUAAUAAGACAAAAAAGCUUGUCAUGUUACCGAGAAACAGCAAAGAAGCGUAAACUCCUCUGUCCUGAAGAUGUCGGAAACCUUAAAGUUACAGCUUUACCUCUCAAAGGAUUCAAAGGAUUUAUUUAUCAAGUACACAGUUACAUACAGGGUACAACACGUAGUGAAAUACAGAGCGGUUAACAUCGGGACUGUGCAAGUACGCAAAGAGUAAUAGAGGGUAAUAAAAAAUAUAAAUAUAAUAAAAAUGUAUAUGGUAUGUAUAUAAAUAAGUAAACGAGUGAUCCUUGGUGAUCUCUGGUGCACGCUGAGGUAUUUGAAGCUGGUCUCUCUUCCAUGUUGAUGAUUAGUGGGGUGUAGUUUCCUGUCUGUACUUCCUAAAAUCCACCACCAUCUUCUUGGUCUUACUGACAUUCAGUGUAAGGUUAUUAGCCAGGCAGCACUGAGCUAGAUCAUCCACCUGCUUUAGGUAGGCCUGCUCAUGAUCAGAUCAAUCACCACUGUGUCUUCAGCAAACUGCAGCUGUUGGUGGCCACAGAGUGGUUGGUGUAGAUGGAAAAUAGUGGGUCUCAAUGUCCAGGGUGAGUGUACUGGAUGUGUCGGGUGUGCAGUCUCCCACCUCAAACACCUGAGGUUAUCUGGGGAAGAAGCUGAGAACCCAUUUGCAGAGCGAGCACAGGAUUUCAGAACGCAGCUGGAGAUACCGUCAGUGCCGGCAGCCUUCCUGCCAUUUACCUGCUUCAGAAACUUUCUCACGUCGUGCUCUGAGAUGGAUAGCGUGAGCUCUUCACUGAUAGCACUGCUAUCAAACAAACGAUAACGUAUUAGAACGAGUUCAUUAAUAUAAACCUGUGAAUUGCAGCUGCACUACUGUCAGAGCUGCUGUUAUAGAAAACUAAUCAACACCUUCUGACCAAUCACAGUCCAGAACUCAGCAGCGGUGUUAGAUGAAGAGAAAAUAAUUCCCUUGUUUGUGGAACGGAACAGGAAUUUAUAAGGCUGGGAUUUAAAGGUUUGGGUUUGUGUCCGCACUGAGGUGCUCUAAGCAGAUGGUAAUGUAAGCUCAGGCUCGUACUCAAGUGUGUUGAAAAUCACACAGCGUUGAUGGAUUCUGAAUGUUUUCCCUCGUGGCUUACGUCUGACACGCAACAGAACAAUCAGUGUUAUAAAAUUUCAGUAGACUGAUACACAAUAAUCGGUGACAUCAUCAGGUACCAACAAAACAGAGCACACAAGCAUCGAAGUGUCUCAGAGCUGUGUGUGCAGAGAUAAUUAAUAACAGUGCCAGUGUGAUUCAUCAUGUUCUUCAGUGGAGUUUACUGCAGUUUUUACAUUCUCUAUUUCAGGACAUAUGGCUAACACCACACUGAACUAAUAGAGGAGAGGAUUAUGAUCCUCAAUGCCACAAGAGUUUAUUCGUCCUCGUUAUAUUUUGAGAUGCUUAAAUUAGCUUAAGCUCAUGCAUUGUGAACAGUGAGGAUGAAAAACAUGUUGCGUCUUUUGUACGUCAGUGCUCUGAUGGUGUGCUCCGUCAUGGUUCUGUGUCUUUUAUAAAACUUUUAC
Pangasianodon hypophthalmus (striped catfish) is the source of this 3131-nucleotide messenger RNA. RefSeq names its product sulfotransferase family 3, cytosolic sulfotransferase 1 (gene sult3st1). Gene Ontology annotation, molecular function: sulfotransferase activity. NCBI's taxonomy places the organism in Eukaryota, Metazoa, Chordata, Actinopteri, Siluriformes, Pangasiidae. The transcript has 7 exons. Gene Ontology annotation, cellular component: cytoplasm. The coding region runs from base 89 to 946 and encodes 285 amino acids. The record is from RefSeq and is a predicted model, not a curated record. Gene Ontology annotation, biological process: sulfation.